AGAAACGCCUCUAUGCACAUUGGUGAGCAUAAUCUGUCCAUAUAAUUCAACCAAUCCAAGGAAGUGAAACCAGAUGCUGAUGUGAGAGCUAUCUAAACAUUAUACAGAAGCCAGUUUAGUUUGGUCAUUGGCACAGGGGAAGUUUAUUACGUGGGUACUUCUUUCUAUGAAGAUAUAUCUUGAUAUUUGAGCUCAUCUCUUACAUAGUUUGGGUGCUUGCUGUACAGAAGCAAGUUAAGUUCACCACAGAAGUUGCUACAAGUAUGGCUUCUUUGAGGAGCUCACUUGGGAGAACGUUCUCAUGGAUUUGUGAUGGAGAACUUGAAUUGGGUUCUUACUGCACUCAAAGAACUAUCAUUAAUGGCGUAAAUCUGCUCUUCCUCUUUGUUUUCUGCUUACUUGCGCUUAUAGGUUCUAUAAGAAAGCAUCAUAUUACUGUUCCAUUCAGAAGGGACCACUUUUCUAUAGUUGUCUCAAUCUGUUGCGCUCUUACUAGCAUUGCAUAUUUUGCUGCUGGUUUAUGGGAUCUAAUUGCCCAGAGUGAUGUGUCCGGUCACUUCGGCUGGUUGGAUUACUUUGUAAGAGGAAUAGUCUGGUUUUCUUACACAGUUUCCUUGCUUGUUCAAAAGUCCAAAUGGAUCAAAGUUCUAAACUCUGUUUGGUGGGUGUCCUCCUUUUCAUUGGUCUCGGCUUAUAACAUCGAAGUACUCAUAAGAACCCAUAACAUUCACAUGUUUGAUGCAAUGACAUGGCCAGGGAACUUGUUACUUCUUCUGUGUGCUGUUAGAAACCUCAGUCAAUGUGUUCAUCAGCAUGCCCAAGAUAACAGCCUCUCUGAACCUCUAUUGGCCCGAAAGUCUGCUGGGAAGAGCCAGAAAACAGAACUUGAGCAUGCUAGUUUUCUUAGCAAAUUGACAUUUGCUUGGAUUAACCCUUUACUUAAAUUGGGCUCCUCAAAAACAUUAGCUCUUGAAGACAUCCCUUCUCUGGUUUCUGAAGAUGAAGCAGAUUUAGCAUACCAAAAGUUUGCUCAUGCAUGGGAUUCACUGUCAAGGGAGAAGAGGCCAAGCAGUACCCGGAACCUGGUUCUGCAGACUCUAGCAAAAGUUUACAUGAAAGAAAAUACAUGGAUAGCAUUUUGUGCAUUCCUCAGGACCAUUUCAAUUGCAGUUUCUCCUCUUAUACUCUAUGCUUUUGUAAAUUAUUCAAAUAGCGACAAGGAAAAUCUAUCUGAAGGCCUCAUAAUAUUGGGGUGCCUAAUUCUUUCCAAAGUCGUUGAAUCUUUGAGCCAGAGACAUUGGUUUUUUGGCUCAAGGAGGUGUGGAAUGAGGAUGAGGUCAGCCUUGAUGGUGGCAGUUUAUCAAAAGCAGCUGAAGCUUUCUAGUUUGGGAAGGAGAAGGCACUCAGCUGGGGAGAUUGUGAAUUAUAUAGCAGUCGAUGCCUAUCGAAUGGGAGAGUUCCCGUGGUGGUUUCAUUCAGCAUGGACCUAUGCACUGCAACUAUUCGUUACCAUUGGUGUUCUUUAUUGGGUGGUGGGUCUCGGUGCUCUUCCUGGUUUGAUUCCUCUCUUCAUUUGUGGUCUACUGAAUGUGCCAUUCGCAAAGGCACUUCAAAAGUGUCAAUCCCAGUUCAUGAUAGCUCAAGACGAGCGACUCAGAGCCACUUCUGAGAUCCUGAACAGUAUGAAAAUCAUUAAAUUACAAUCCUGGGAAGAGAAAUUCAAAACGUUAGUCGAUUCCCUUCGCGAACGUGAAUUCAUAUGGUUGACUGACUCACAAAUGAAAAGGGCUUAUGGCACGCUAAUGUAUUGGAUGUCACCCACCAUCAUUUCUUCGGUUAUCUUUCUGGGAUGUAUCAUUUUCCAAAGUGUCCCUCUAAAUGCAAGUACCAUAUUCACGGUUCUAGCUUCACUAAGGAACAUGGGAGAACCUGUCAGAAUGAUACCAGAGGCUCUUUCAGUAAUGAUCCAAGUCAAGGUCUCAUUUGAUCGUCUCAAUGUUUUUUUGCUUGAUGACGAGCUGAAAGAUAAUGAAGUAAGGAAGUUGUCAUCACAGAAUUCAGAUGAGAGCUUAAGAAUAGAAAGAGGCAAUUUCAGCUGGUAUCCUGAAUCAACAGUUCCAACUCUGAGAAAUGUGAAUUUAGAAGUACAAAGGGAGCAGAAAGUUGCAGUUUGUGGACCAGUUGGAGCUGGAAAAUCAUCACUUUUAUGUGCUAUACUUGGAGAGAUGCCCAAAAUUUCAGGAACUGUUGAUGUAUUUGGAACCAUGGCCUAUGUUUCUCAGACUUCUUGGAUACAAAGUGGGACAGUUCGUGAUAACAUACUCUACGGGAGGCCAAUGGACAAGAACAAAUAUGAUAAGGCCAUAAAAGCUUGUGCUCUAGAUAAGGACAUUGAUAGUUUUGACCAUGGUGAUCUUACUGAAAUAGGCCAAAGGGGCCUUAAUAUGAGUGGAGGACAGAAGCAGAGGAUUCAGCUGGCUCGAGCUGUCUAUAGUGAUGCUGAUAUCUAUCUUCUUGAUGACCCCUUCAGUGCAGUGGAUGCACAUACUGCAGCAAUUCUAUUUCAUGAUUGCGUCAUGGCCGCUCUAGCAAGGAAAACUGUAAUUCUGGUAACUCAUCAAGUUGAAUUUCUCUCAGAAGUUGAUAAGAUUCUGGUAAUGGAGGGUGGAAAAGUUACUCAAUCUGGAAGCUAUGAGAGUCUUUUGACAGCUGGAACAGCAUUUGAGCAGCUUGUGAAUGCUCAUAAAGAUGCAGUGACAACAUUGGGUCCUUCCAAUUAUCAAAGCCAAGGAGAAUCUGAAAAGGGAGAUAUGGUUCGGCCAGAGGAACCUCAUGCUGCAUACCUCACUGCAAAUAAUAGUGAAGGGGAUAUUUCUGUGAAGGGUGUAGCUGGGGUGCAACUAACAGAAGAAGAAGGGAAAGAGAUUGGAGAUGUUGGAUGGAAGCCCUUUUGGGACUAUAUAUUUGUUUCCAAAGGAACACUUCUUCUAUGCUUAGGCAUAAUAACACAGUCUGGUUUUGUUGGUCUUCAGGCUGCUGCAACUUAUUGGUUAGCUCUAGGCAUUCAAAUUCCUAAAGUGACCAAUGGCGUACUCAUCGGUGUUUAUACUGCAAUUUCAACACUUAGUGCUGUCUUUGUAUAUCUUAGGUCAUUUUUUGCAGCCCAUAUGGGAUUGAAAGCUUCUAGAGCCUUUUAUUCUGGUUUCACUGAUGCUAUCUUUAAGGCUCCCAUGCUGUUCUUUGACUCAACCCCUGUAGGGAGGAUUUUGAUACGAGCUUCAUCAGACUUAAGUAUUUUGGAUUUUGACAUACCGUUCUCCAUUAUCUUUGUUGUGUCUGCUGGCGUUGAACUGCUGACAACGAUUGGAAUUAUGGCUUCGGUCACAUGGCAAGUUCUCAUUAUAGGCUUUCUUGCCAUGGUUGCUGCAAAAUAUGUUCAGGGCUAUUAUCUAGCCUCUGCAAGGGAACUAAUAAGAAUCAAUGGAACAACCAAAGCUCCUGUUAUGAACUAUGCAUCAGAGACAUCACUUGGAGUGGUCACUAUAAGAGCUUUUAAGAUGGCGGACAGGUUCUUCAACAACUACUUAGAGCUAGUUGACACAGAUGCCAGAUUGUUCUUUCAUUCUAAUGCAACCAUGGAGUGGUUAAUUUUAAGGACAGAAGUGCUUCAGAAUUUGACCCUUUUCACAGCUGCUUUUUUCAUUGUUUUACUUCCCAAGGGUUAUGUUGCACCAGGGCUUGUGGGGCUCUCUCUUUCUUAUGCUUUAUCACUAACAGCAACACAAAUUUUUGUGACUCGAUGGUAUUGCAACUUAUCCAACUACAUUAUCUCGGUUGAAAGGAUAAAACAAUUCAUGCAGAUUUCACCAGAGCCCUCUGCAAUUGUGGAGGACAAGAGGCCUCCAUCUUCAUGGCCUAGCAAGGGUAGGAUAGAGCUGUAUUCUCUGAAGAUCAAAUACCGCCCAAAUGCUCCGCUAGUUCUCAAGGGAAUUACGUGCACAUUCAGAGAAGGCACUAGAGUAGGAGUUGUGGGAAGGACAGGAAGCGGAAAAACUACACUCAUAAGUGCUUUGUUUCGCUUAGUAGAGCCGGCCAGUGGUAAAAUCAUUAUAGAUGGACUUGACAUCUGCUCUAUGGGUCUAAAAGAUCUGAGAAUGAAGCUCAGUAUCAUCCCUCAAGAACCAACUCUUUUCAGGGGUAGCAUCCGAACCAACUUGGAUCCUCUAGGCCUUUACUCCGAUGACGAAAUAUGGAUGGCUCUAGAGAAGUGUCAGCUCAAGGCAACAGUCAGUAAGCUACCUAAUCUGUUAGACUCAUCUGUGAGUGAUGAAGGGGAAAACUGGAGCGCCGGACAACGCCAGCUCUUUUGCCUUGGCAGAGUCCUUCUCAAGAGGAACAGAAUUCUGGUUCUAGACGAGGCUACGGCGUCCAUUGAUUCUUCGACAGACGCCAUUCUGCAGAGAAUCAUCAGGCAGGAAUUUUCAGAAUGCACGGUGAUAACUGUGGCUCACAGAGUUCCAACCGUUAUAGACAGUGACAUGGUCAUGGUCCUCUCCUAUGGGAAGCUGGUGGAAUAUGAAGAGCCUGCAAAGCUGUUGGAUACCAACUCCUACUUCUCCAAGCUUGUAGCUGAAUAUUGGUCAAGCUGCAAGAGAACCUGAUGCCCAAAAUGUCAAGCACCACAAAUGUAUCUAAAUAAUUAAGGGACUAUUUGAUUGGAAAUUUGCUGUUAGAAUUGCUUCUAGUCUGAUGAAAAUCUUGUGAUCAAUGUAAAACGGGCCUUAGCAGAUUUGGAGAUUAAUGAGAAAGCAGGGUUACAACCAAAA
Prunus dulcis (almond) is the source of this 4826-nucleotide messenger RNA. Its product is annotated as ABC transporter C family member 8-like. The transcript has 12 exons. Gene Ontology annotation, biological process: transmembrane transport. The record is from RefSeq and is a predicted model, not a curated record. Gene Ontology annotation, cellular component: plant-type vacuole; vacuolar membrane. NCBI's taxonomy places the organism in Eukaryota, Viridiplantae, Streptophyta, Magnoliopsida, Rosales, Rosaceae. Gene Ontology annotation, molecular function: ABC-type transporter activity; ATP binding; ATP hydrolysis activity. Bases 264 to 4661 code for a protein of 1465 amino acids.